Messenger RNA from Cyphellophora europaea CBS 101466, 1806 nucleotides. RefSeq lists its product as uncharacterized. The coding region runs from base 1 to 1806 and encodes 601 amino acids. NCBI's taxonomy places the organism in Eukaryota, Fungi, Ascomycota, Eurotiomycetes, Chaetothyriales, Cyphellophoraceae. Gene Ontology annotation, molecular function: transcription cis-regulatory region binding; zinc ion binding; DNA-binding transcription factor activity, RNA polymerase II-specific. Gene Ontology annotation, biological process: regulation of DNA-templated transcription. Gene Ontology annotation, cellular component: nucleus. The transcript has 4 exons. The record is from RefSeq and is a predicted model, not a curated record.
AUGGCUCUGAGGGAGGCAUAUGGGGACCGGAAACCUCCAGAUAUCACUCGCAAGAUUACAGCUUGUGUGGCAUGUCGUAAGCUGAAGAUCAAAUGUCACAUGACCAAUUCGAAGCCUCCUUGCAGUCGUUGCAAAGGCCGCGGGCUGAAUUGUACGGUGAAUAAGAGCAUUCAGAUGAUUCUGGAGAACGAUAUCACAUGGAAAGAAGAAAUCGAGGAGCGCGUGAAGAGCUUGGAAAAGCUGCUUGCUCGAAAGACCACAUCCAGAAACGACGACGCCCCAAGUGUGCGCCAUUCGUUUGGCCUGGAGAGCCCGAUGCAAGACUCGCCCAUGGCCCUGGCAACAGCAACGCCGUCGUCGGCCGCUGACACCAGUUUGAAUCUUUCGUGCAGCUUGGGCGCUUUCCCAGCGUCUUCCAUCACGGGUCAACCCUUGAGCGAUGCCGGCCAAAGUUCCAACACCAAACCGGACCUCAUUGCUCGAGGACUGCUGCCAGAAGAAGCCGGGCAGGAGCUCUUUGAAUUCUACCACGACCAUCUCGACCGCCACAUCUACAACCUACUGGCCAGAAGCGGAUCUCUGUCCGAAGUCCGGUCACGCUCUUCUCUGCUCACGGCCGCCGUGUGUACCGUUGCCGCCCUCGCUUCCGCCUCACGCCACUACGAGAGCUGCCUCAAGGCCUUCCAAGCUGAGGUGGCUGGUGAGCUGUUCUCCAAAGAUCAUACCUUCGACGACAUCCGCGCCAUGUGCAUUGGGUCCUUCUGGCUGGGAGAAAUCUCAGUCGCACUGUGCGCAUUGGCGGUUCGCUUCAGUUCGGAGCUCAAUCUCCAUCGAUGCAUCACCAAAAUGCCCCACAUCAAGUGGAAGUGCUAUGAACGAACCAGGCUGUACUUUUUGGUCUUCAUCUGCGACCAUCACUGCUCUCUGAAACACGGCCGACCUCCCAUGACGCGCACCAUGCGGUCGCUCCAAAACCCCCGGGCGCUCCUGCGCAGCGAAUUCUCGGUCCCGUCCGACGCGAAGCUCAUCAGCCAUCUCGAGCUCUGGUCCCUGAGCAACCGCGUCUUUGAUCUCUUCGGCGCCGACGUCGGCAGCCCCUUUGAUCCGCACCGGUCCGCCGACUUGGAGCAACUCAGCCACUACUUCGAUGAAUGGCGGCGCCAAUGGACCGACUCGCUCUCUCGCCGAGAUGCGUUGGAUCAGUUUGAGGAACACAACAUGGAUCUGUACUUCUACUCGGCCAAGUUGUGUCUGUUCUCGCAUGUAUUUCGCGGCCCGCCCUCCCGAGCGACAAACACGGGCAUGGCCACCACGCUCGCCCGCAGCGCCACUGAAUGCGCCUUGUCGUUUGUCCGGUGUGUCGCGGCAGGAUAUCAGGCCGCCUCGUUGUUACCAUCGUAUCUGAUCACCAUGGCCGCUUUUGCUUCGGUCUUCCUACUCGGGGCGUCUUCCGCAAAUGCCCAAUUCGUCGACAAGGCCGAGGUUCUCAAGGCCCUUCACCAGCUCUUCGACGUGUUGGAUGAAACGGGGCAGAGGGUGCACCCCUCAAAUCCCUUCCUGGUCGUGGCGAACGGGUUGUCUAUGGCCCUGGGUUCUCGACCAAGGUCCAGUCCCGCCACCCAUCAGCAGCUGCAGGGCGGUGAGAGUGCAGCAGUGCACUCUCCCCCAGCAUUCGAUCUACGACUACUUCCCAAGGACGUUCUGGGCCUUGCAUCGACGCAGAAUAUCGACUGGACAGCGUUCUCCACCGAGUUUGAGGCUGAUUGCGCCGACUUGUGGAACGUGGAUCUAGGUUCUGUCGGAUGA